GUCCCUCGGGCGGACGAUAAAGCCAGCAUUGGAGCGGGAGGUAGCUUCUUCGCUGCGUCGGUGUCGCAACGCUGAGGCUCGUCUCUGAGCGCCUGAUUCCCUCAGAGAGCCUCCAGAUCGCCGGCUGAGCAGCAUGGAGUGGCUGUGUGACACUGAGUCUGGGAGCCCGCCCAGGCUGUGGGAUCAUAAUAUUACAAUAAACACAGACAACCCAGAUCUGACAGAAUGUUUUCAGAAGACGAUCCUGGUUUGGAUUCCAUGUGUGUACUUGUGGGUGAUCUUCCCUCUUUACUUCCUGUAUCUCCGACAGACCAAUCGAGGUUACAUCAGGGUCACAGUGCUCAACAGGAUCAAAACAGGCCUGGGGUUGCUGUUGUGGAUUGUCUGCUGGUUGGAUCUCUUCUGUUCCUUGGCUGAAGUAGCGAAUAAUCAAGCAAGAGCUGCAGCAUAUUUCAUAAGCCCCUUGCUGCUGGGAGUCACAAUGUUACUCGCUACAUUUCUCAUUCAGUAUGAGAGAUUACGAGGGAUCCAGUCGUCUGGUGUGCUGUUCUUCUUCUGGCUGAUCAUUGUGAUUUGUGCUGUGAUACCAUUCAGAUCAAAGAUCCUGGGGGCACUCAAUGAGGAUGGAGUCCUUGAUGUCUUCCGAUUCACCACCUUCUAUAUCUACUUUGCCUUAGUUCUAAUCCAGUUCUUUCUCUGCUGCUUCAGUGAACCUCCUCCAUACUUCUCAGCAACAUCUUCAGAUGAGAAUCCCUGCCCUGAAGUGAGUGCUGGAUUCCUCUCUAGGCUGACCUUCUGGUGGUUUACCAGAAUGGCCAUACAGGGUUACAAGCAACCCUUGGAGGACAAAGAUCUCUGGUCACUGAACAAAGACGAUAGAUCGGAUGUUGUUGUGCCAAAACUACUUCAUGAGUGGGAGAAACAGAAGCUGAAAGUGAAAAGUAAACAAGAGGUUUUCUACACCAAAUGCCCACCUGCAUAUAACAUGACUGACGAGGAGCCUCAUGAAGCUGAGGCCCUAUUUCCCAGCAAGGGGGACCAGAAGAAACCUUCAUUUCUCAUAGCAUUGUGCAGAACGUUUGGUCCUUACUUCCUUGUGGGAUCAGCACUGAAGCUGUGCCAGGACCUGUUGUCUUUUGUCAAUCCCCAACUUCUCAACAUGUUGAUUUCCUUCAUCAAAAGCCAGGAAUCUAGGACCUGGUGGGGAUAUAGCAUCUCAUUCUUGAUGUUCCUUUCUGCUGCCUUGCAAACCCUCAUUCUCCACCAGCACUUCCAGUAUUGUUUUGUAACGGGCAUGAGGUUACGGACUGCUAUCAUUGGAGCUAUAUACCGCAAGUCUCUGGUCAUCACUAACUCAGCUAAACGUUCAUCCACUGUUGGGGAGAUUGUGAACUUGAUGUCAGUGGAUGCUCAAAGAUUCAUGGAUCUCACUGGCUUCCUAAACAUGCUGUGGUCAGCCCCACUUCAGAUCUGUCUGGCUCUUUACUUCCUGUGGCAGUACCUGGGACCUUCAGUUCUGGCUGGUGUUGCAGUGAUGAUUCUACUGAUCCCAUUCAAUGCAGUGAUUGCCAUGAAAAGCCGAAGCUUUCAGGUGCAACAGAUGCAACACAAAGAUUCUCGGAUUAAGCUGAUGAAUGAGAUCCUGAAUGGUAUUAAGGUGCUGAAGUUGUAUGCUUGGGAAGCGUCCUUUGAGCAGAAGGUCCUGGCCAUUCGGCAGAAGGAGCUCAACAUUCUGAAAAAAGCUGCCUAUCUCAAUGCCCUCUCUACCUUCACUUGGACAACUGCCCCCUUUAUUGUUGCCUUGACGACCUUUGCGGUGUAUGUGACUGUUGAUGAAAAUAAUGUAUUGGAUGCACAGAAAGCCUUUGUCUCCUUGUCUCUGUUCAACAUCCUCCGGUUUCCACUCAACAUGCUGCCUCAAGUUAUCAGCGGUGUGGUUCAGGCCACAGUUUCAUUAAAGCGAUUACAGAACUUCCUGAGUCAUGAUGAAUUGGAUCCCACAAGUGUUGAGAGACAAAAGACUGCAACAGGCUUCCUGUCUUACAUCGAGUCCCAGCUGCUGUUUGCACUCUGCUGUAUCCGUGCUUCAUGUUUUCUGCAUGCUCGCCUGCUUAACCAAACCCUCCGCUGCCCCGCACAUUACUUUGAGCUGACACCAGUUGGACGAAUACUGAACCGAUUCUCACAGGACAUGGAGACGAUUGAUGAUCGGAUCCCAGCGUGUGUCGAGGACCUGCUGCUGUGCUUCUUCGAUGUCUUGUCCACUGUGCUGGUGCUGGCUUACUCCAUUCCACUCAGUCUCCUGCCCUCUGUUCCAAUCGCUUGCCUGUACUUUUCUCUACAGCGGUUCUAUGUGGCUACUUCCCGGCAGCUGAAGCGCCUGGAGUCUGUCAGCCGCUCACCCAUCUACUCGCACUUCUCAGAGACCAUCACCGGCUCCAGUGUCAUCCGAGCAUAUGGGAGGCAGAACAACUUCAUCCUGAUGAACGAUAACAAAGUUGAUGCAAACCAGAAGAGUUAUUACCCGGGCAUUGUGUCAAACAGAUGGCUUGGCAUCCGGAUUGAGUUUAUCGGUAACUGCAUCGUCCUUUUUGCUGCCCUCUUCGCUGUGAUUGGCCGAGCUCAUCUGAACCCAGGGAUUGUUGGCCUGUCCGUAUCCUAUGCUCUGCAGGUAACCAUGUCUUUAAACUGGAUGGUGAGGAUGACAUCUGACCUGGAAUCUAAUAUAGUGGCAGUGGAAAGAGUUAAGGAGUAUUCAGAAACCGAAACAGAGGCUGCAUGGGUAAUUGAGAGUAAUCGCCCUCCAGAGUCCUGGCCACAGGCAGGAAAUGUUGAGUUUAAAGGAUACAGUGUACGGUACCGAGAGGGUCUGGACUUGGUUCUCAAGGGCCUCCAUCUGAACGUGCACGGUGGAGAAAAGGUCGGUAUUGUUGGACGGACAGGAGCUGGCAAGUCUUCGAUGACACUGUGCCUCUUCAGAAUCAUAGAGGCAGCAGAAGGAGAGAUUAUCAUCGAUGGGGUAAAGAUUGCAGAUAUUGGGCUUCACGAUCUCCGAUCAAAACUUACCAUCAUUCCUCAGGAUCCCGUGCUGUUCUCCGGAUCAUUAAGGAUGAAUCUUGACCCCUUCAAUCAGUACUCUGAGGACGAAGUUUGGAAAGUUCUGGAACUAUCCCAUCUCAAACAGUUUGUGAACAGCCUGCCAGCGAAGCUGGAGCACGAAUGUUCUGAAGGAGGAGAGAACCUCAGUGUGGGGCAAAGGCAGCUUGUGUGCCUUGCAAGAGCCCUCCUUCGAAAGACACGGAUUCUGAUUCUUGAUGAGGCUACUGCUGCUGUCGACCUGGAGACUGACGACUUGAUACAGUCGACCAUCAGGACACAGUUUGAGAACUGUACUGUUCUCACCAUUGCACAUCGUUUGAACACAAUCAUGGAUUACACCAGGGUCUUGGUGCUGGAGAGGGGGAGGAUAGCAGAGUUUGAUACACCAAGUAAUCUCAUUGCACAGAAAGGAAUCUUCUACAACAUGGCUAAGGAUGCUGGGCUGGCAUAAGCUAAACCAUUACAAACCUUUGCAAAGAUGGUAGAGAACCUGGGCACCAUGCUGCGAAUUAAGAGCUUAAGACCAACUGGUUCCGAGGUUAAUGCUAAAGAAAAUCCAUUCUCGCUCAGGAGACCAAGAGAUUGCUUCUUUUUUUAGAAAAUCACUGAACAGCACUCUUUCUAUUUUUGUACUUGAUGUAUUUAUACGUUAAGCAUUUAAGUGCAGGAGUUUGAUUCUUUGUAAAUAUAACCCCUACAGGACUUUGCUGUUUCAAUAAAACAAGAUUUUUACUAAA
Messenger RNA from Stegostoma tigrinum, 3836 nucleotides. Its product is annotated as ATP-binding cassette sub-family C member 3. Gene Ontology annotation, molecular function: ABC-type transporter activity; ATP binding; ATP hydrolysis activity. Gene Ontology annotation, biological process: transmembrane transport. The coding region runs from base 134 to 3550 and encodes 1138 amino acids. Lineage: Eukaryota; Metazoa; Chordata; Chondrichthyes; Orectolobiformes; Stegostomatidae. Gene Ontology annotation, cellular component: membrane. The record is from RefSeq and is a predicted model, not a curated record. The transcript has 23 exons.